Messenger RNA from Ochotona curzoniae (black-lipped pika), 912 nucleotides. Its product is annotated as zinc finger protein 391-like. Gene Ontology annotation, biological process: negative regulation of transcription by RNA polymerase II; regulation of immune system process; regulation of cytokine production. Bases 1 to 912 code for a protein of 303 amino acids. Lineage: Eukaryota; Metazoa; Chordata; Mammalia; Lagomorpha; Ochotonidae. The transcript has 3 exons. The record is from RefSeq and is a predicted model, not a curated record.
AUGGAGGUCCAGGGCAGAGGAUCCCUUUCGGAGGAGUCAGACCCUCUCGGUGCUGGAAACCCGAAAGAAGCUGGCGAGACAGCGGUGCUGCUGACGGCUGGUUCCCAGAGAAUUCACACCGGAGAGAAACCCUACGAAUGCCAGGAAUGUGGCAAAGCCUUUAGCCAGAGCAUCCAUCUCACGCUCCACCAGAGAAUUCACACCGGAGAGAAACCCUACCAGUGCUGCGAGUGCGGGAAAGCCUUCAGCCACCGCUCGGCCCUCAUCCGGCACCACAUCAUCCACACCGGGGAGAAGCCUUACGAAUGCAACGAGUGUGGCAAGGCCUUUAACCAGAGUUCCUACCUCACUCAGCAUCAGCGCAUCCACACCGGGGAGAAGCCCUACAGGUGUAAUGAGUGUGGCAAGGCCUUCAGCCAGAGCACCUUCCUUACCCAGCAUCAGGUCAUCCACACGGGAGAGAAGCCCUACAGGUGUAAUGAGUGCGGCAAAGCCUUCAGCGAUCGGUCAGGCCUCAUUCAGCACCAGAGAACCCACACCGGCGAGAGGCCGUACGAGUGUGGCCAGUGCGGGAAGGCCUUUGGCUACUGUUCCGCCCUGACUCAGCACCAGAGAACUCACACCGGGGAGAAACCCUAUCAGUGCCACGAUUGUGCCAAAGCCUUCAGUGACCGCUCAGCGCUUAUUCGUCACCAGAGGACUCACACUGGAGAGAGACCUUACAAGUGUAAGGAUUGCGGGAAAGCCUUCAGCCAGAGCUCAUCUCUUACAAAACACCAGAAAACACACACGGGAGAGAAACCAUACAAGUGUCAGGACUGUGGCAAAGCCUUCAGUCAGAGUUCGUCCCUUUCUCAGCACCAGAGAACUCACGGCGGGGGGGAAAAGCAAGGAACACAGACGAGGCUGUAG